Messenger RNA from Macrobrachium nipponense, 6966 nucleotides. RefSeq names its product glycerate kinase-like. NCBI's taxonomy places the organism in Eukaryota, Metazoa, Arthropoda, Malacostraca, Decapoda, Palaemonidae. Gene Ontology annotation, cellular component: cytoplasm. The transcript has 4 exons. The coding region runs from base 135 to 1661 and encodes 508 amino acids. Gene Ontology annotation, molecular function: glycerate kinase activity. Gene Ontology annotation, biological process: protein phosphorylation. The record is from RefSeq and is a predicted model, not a curated record.
GUGAAGCUUAGCCAGGUAAACGCAAGUCAGGAGACAGUCCAUUAUUAUCGCCCUUCAUCCACGAACCUCGACGACAAAACUAAAAUAUCAUCUUUCCGUCUUCCUACAGUUAGCAAGAGUUUAGUGAAGUGACCAUGGAUGCUAAACAUUUUGAGAUCAACUUGUGUGAGAAUUUUGCAAGAUUGAGAACAGCAUUUUCAGAAGGAAUAAAUUCUGUGCAACCUUGGGAGUUGAUAAAAAAGUUUGUGAGAAGAGAAAAUGGAACAUUGGUGGUUAACAACAAAAAGCAUGAGCUUGAUCACAAUGUGUACAUUGUGGGAUUUGGUAAAGCUGUAAUUGGAAUGGUUCGUCCACUGGAGGAUUUACUGAAAGAUUCAGACUCGUCCUCACAUUUAAAGGGAGGAAUCUUAAGUGUGCCUUUUGGGAUACAAAAUGCCUUUUCAAGCAGAUCUCAUGUAUUACCAAGAAGUGACUCAGUCAUUGAAGUUUUGGAAGGUGCUAAAAACAAUAUUCCAGAUGAAAGUGCAUUUGCAUCGGCCAGAAAAAUUUGCUCUUUAGUGCAAACCCUUAGUGAGAAAGACCUGCUAAUUGUUCUCAUAACGGGUGGGGGCUCAGCUUUAUUGCCAUAUCCCUUGGCACCAACAACAAUUGCAGAAAAACAAGACAUUGUGAAAUCACUUAGCAGAGCAGGAGCUGACAUAGUUGAACUAAACACUGUUAGAAAAGCUUUGUCUGCCACAAAGGGUGGGAAACUAGCUGCAAUGACAAAAGCACAGACUGUAUCUCUGAUUUUGUCUGAUGUUAUUAACAACCCACUUGAUGUAAUAGCAAGUGGACCAACCAUUGUUAAUGAAGACCCACUUGGAGCUGCUUUGAAUGUUCUCAGUAAGUACAGCGUGUCAAUUCCCUAUCACACAAAAGCUCUUUUGGAGAAGGCUACUGCUUUCAGUCAAGAGCUUCCUCAUGUUACUAAUGUCUUGGUUGGUAGUAAUGAGCCAGCACUAACUGCUGUUGCUACUUCAUUUUUGCAAGAUGGCACGGACUGCUCAAUGAUUCUUUCGUCGUGUCUUCAGGGCAAAGCUUCUGACAUUGGCAAAAAAAUGUCAGAGCUUGCGGCAGUAAUAACAAGUAUAUUGUGUGGUAGUGGUGAUACUGACAUGUUGAGAGAAACACUAUUUACUGACUUGUACAUUGGUAGCAGAGAGAGAGUUAGAUUUAUAAAUUUACUGGAAAAAGUAUCCAAAGAUCAAUGCCCUAUUUGUUUGAUCUUUGGUGGUGAAACAACAGUUCAUGUCAAAGGAACAGGACUCGGAGGAAGAAACCAAGAGAUGGUGCUGUCUUACAGUAUUCAUAUGGAAAAGGCAAUGGAAGAGUCUGCAUUUUCUGGAGAAGUGUUGUUUCUUUCUGGUGGCACAGAUGGUAUUGAUGGCCCAACUGAUGCAGCAGGUGCUAUCACCUAUUGGAGCUCUACAUCUCCAGGGUUCAGGUCCCAGUUACAGGAGGCUAAACAGCAAGGCUUGAAUCCAGAGGCUUACCUGCAGAAUAAUGAUUCCUACACAUACUUUAGCCUCUUAAGUAAUGGCUACUAUUCAUUGAGGCCAGGACAUACAGGAACAAAUGUUAUGGAUAUCCAGAUCCUCAUGAUUUAUCCUAGAUUCUGAUAUAUUGCUAAUAAUUCUCAUACAGAACUGAUGUUAGAAUAUUAGUGUUAAUCUUUUCACUAAUUUUGUGGGCUUUCGUACAAGUCUGUCCUCCUCAUUAAUUUUGUGGGCUUUUUUAAGUCUGUCCUGCUACUCUUCUGCUUUUCUAACCAAAUGUUCCUUGUCUCUUAACAUCAAAUGUCCAAUCCAUCUCUAUUUGCCAGCCUCUGGGUUUGGCAUUUUGCCAUCGGUUUCUCUUCUCAGAAAUAAAUAACGGAAUAUUUCUUUGCUUCAAAGUAACUUACAAUACUCAGUUUUACAAGUGCGUACUGUCUUGAUUUAUUGCUUUGAAGGGGUGUAGGAGAAUCGCUGCUCCCAGGCUGCAUGCUCAAAGCCAUCUCUUCCCCUCUGUGAAUAUUAGGAGCUUUUUAAUUAUUUAAGCUCUGUUUUUUUUUUUCCUCUUCACUGACAACAAGCUUUGGCAAGGUCUUCCCUGGUUCAUACUCCCUCCCAACAUUCCCCCAACUUGUUCGUAAGUCUGUCCGUUAUGUUCUCAAAGUUUUAUUCUCUUUUGUCUUCUACCAGUAUUUUUUUCUUCAGUCUUCAGGCCAGGAGUGUAUAAGGACACUGACUUACCUAUCUCUGUACAGCAGUUGUCAUAAAAACAAAAAACUGCAAAAUUGUGGUGUCAAGAAAUAUUGCUAAUAAGGAAUGCAUACUUACGAGAUAGUUAGAAAAUAUAUAGGUAGCCAUGAAAUAUGACAAAUUUUUAAUCAAUUUGUAUUUUUCAUCGCUAACAUAUCUUUGGUCUAGAAGCUAGGAUAAUCUUAUAGUGCCAGCUGGAAACCGGUUAAAAAACAAUCAGAGAUUGUAAAGCAAGGAAUCUGCAGCAUCUGACAACUCAUGCGUAUACAAUUUACAAGUUGGUCACCAACUGGGCUUGAAACCUUGUGACACAUCAGUUUUUCUUUAACUGCCUUGGAGAGUUGACUUUUCCUUUGCUCUCCCCCUCCAAAGCUCAUGGUUUGUUUCAUAUUUAUCUAGCCCAGAAGUCCCGUGAGUGUCAACGUUUUUAGACGGCUUUCCAGGAUUCCUGUGUUCUUGUUCCUCUGGGACAGAUGCAUAAUGCAGUAGACGUCCUUCACGCCUUUUCCUCUGCUUCGUCAUUGGCUGUUUUAUGUGUAAUCCUGGUCUGUCUUUCAAGGUGAUAUUGCCCUUUCAGGAUGAAGACCCAUGCAAGUGGGAAGACAUCAGAGUAUGAAAAAAAAAGUGAUCAAGAUCGUGUAGUUGUAGUGACGGUUGACUCGUCCCUCUCUUCUGUAGUUGGAGACAUCAGUGGAGUAUCUCUCCACUCCGAGGAACUCUUCAUCAGGUAACUGAUUGUCUUGUCCUUUUUGCUGAGAGAAGCAUCUCUCUGCCUUGGCCUUAGGGGCUACAGGUCUGCCAUUGACCAAGUUAUUUAGUUAACGCAGUAGAUCUCUCUUCCUUAUGGGAGAUCACCAUAUUCCUCAAAAGCUUGGAACAGUCUUGCCUCCCCUAAGAACUCAGACCCCCCUUGUGGGAUGUCUCUCAUCCUUAGGAGCCUUACUGGUAGUCCAUAUGUAUAGAAACUGUAAAUACGUUUUGUUAAGUGUAGUCUAUGUUCUUAUCCCUUUUCUCCUUAGUAAUUCAAGUUUGUUUUUUUUAGUGUUCAAAUUUCCCUCCAUACGUUUUCCCUCCAAUAUUAACACGUGAAGUAAGUUACUGCUUGCUAGAGGCGGGUGAACAAAGGAAGCUUCUUAGACAUGGAGGCCAGAAUACGUACAUUAGAGGAUUUUGUUCCAGAAAUAGUUGCUUUCGGAGAGAAAAAUGUGCUGAGAACUCCCUCUGAUUAAAUGCAAGAGACAGAGUUACGAGCCUAAUAAAAGUUAAGUGAAUCUAUAAAAAGGAUUCUUCAAGCAUCACCAAAAUCUUGAAAUACAUACAAGAGUGCAUGCUGCAUGUUAAGGUAAGCGGGUAGCGUAUGCUUCACGUGUUAUUUCAGAGAUUGGGUGUUGCUGAAUUCAUUGGGACAACCCCGAUAUAUGAACCUGAGAGUCACCAGACAGGGACCUUACCCUCAAGACUACUGUGUUCCUUCUUGUCCGGUCUUUGGCAAAGAGGGUAGGCAAGCUUCAAGGCUUCUUUUGAUGUCAAACUUUUGAGGGGGAUGGCUAUCCAUAUCGCUUGAGUUUAUCCUGGAAUUUGUAGCAGACACUGAAUCCACCAGUCCUUGACAUCGGGUUCAAUUCCUUCGGGAUUUUGUUGGUAGCUUCUUAUGACGUAGAGUGAGUCCAGAGAAACGGGAGGGAGAGAGAGCGGAUACGAGGAAUCGCCCUCAUUACCCCUUAACAAGUUUACAAGCGUCGGUGAGGAAGAGCGUUGGCCGUUAGCGCCAUCUUGCAUAAGGUAGCAGAAAGGUUUUUCCAACCUCGUCUUAAUCAGUUUAUGCAUAAUUUUAUUCUUAUUACGAGAUCUUUGCGACGACGUCAAAGGUAUUACAAUCGCAUGAGAUCUCUUAGUCUGGUGGUCAUAAUGAAAAUUGUCUCUCAACGGUGUGAGAGAGAGAAUUAGAUUCUAGGCCAAAGCACAACCAUAAUAUCCACAAGUUAACGGCCGAAAACCGGUAAAAGGUGACAUUGAGACAGCAAUUAAUAGAAGUGAAACCAGUAAAUAGACAAGGUGUUAUCAUACAAUUCACAAUUUUUCGUGUUAUGCGUACUGACAUUUAUAAAAUAAUAUUGGUGAAUAAAAUACUAUUACUAGUAGUUAUAUUCAGUGUAAUAAAGAUUAAAUUACAGUCAUAACUACAGACAGAAGUGUAAAUAUGAGAAUAAUUUUUAGCAUAUGAUAAUCUGAUAAUCCCAGGACGAUAUUGCUAAGUAAUAUAAAGAAUAAUUGUUCUGUUUACUUAACGAUGAAGUCACGCCACCACAGAUUAUGCUAAUUUCGCUUCUCCGAAUUUGAUAUCAAGGUUUUGUCUGGUUUGUCAACGUUAAAAUUUAAACUUACUUCAUAAAGUCAGAUCAAGAAAAGAGUCGACAUUAGGCCUACUAAGUAAAUAUCGAUCCGAAAUUCCGAAACUGGCGUUCAGUAGACUAACUUUAAUGUACUGCUAGAGCCAGAAAAAAAAAAGUGCAAAGCGCUUUCGUAGGGUACAGUACAAAGCACGGCACCAUAAAAGGAAAUGUAAGUUUAAUAUACAAAAAAGUGUAUUAUUAUAAACACGAAAAGUAGGCACUAAUACCUCUCGUUAUUUCCUUUUGUUUCUUGCAGUAGUACUACAUGUCACGUGAUCGAUAUGACGGUAUAGUAUUACAAACAUGAAAAAACAAAAAUAUGAAAAAAAGUUAAGGCUUUAUACAUCAAUGAGAAAAAGAGAAGUCUGUUGGGAUUGUAAUAAAUGUGGCAUUCAUUGCUUUACCAUCUAUAGGUACUACUUGUCUACUUGCUCAACUAUCUUCAUCCUUAAAUUUAGGUGGGUACACACGUGAGAGCCGAACCUUGUAUGUGUAACUGAGUUACGCAUAUACGGUUACAAGGUGUCAAAAUUUUGAGGACGAGCCGUAACCACGUUAAGCACGUAACUUUAUUUCAAUCCACUGUGAACAUCAGUCUGUCUCUGUCCGGGUUGUUUACCGACGAUGGCCACCAUGCAAGUAGCAGCUGCCGCGUAUAUUUAUAUACAUUAUUUAACGAAGAUGAAGCGAAAUAAAAGAUGGUGGCAAUCAAGGUUAUUUACUAGAAGGGUAGAAUACAGUGGUCGGGAAAUUACUCGCUGACAUAAGAUUCCAAGAAGUUUCUGGCCACAAUAAAGUCUUUUCUUCGUAAUAACUAAUAAAUUGAAGGACCUCUUCCUCACUCCAAUCACCCAUGGUAGACAUAUACCUACUGACAAACUGACCAAAACAAGGGACUCUACUUUGGACGGCCUUGUUCAUAGUCGGUGUAAACAAGUUCAGCAACCUCUGUUGAUACGCGUGUAAUACAGGUCCCGUCCACACAUGGCGUAACGUACAAAGAGACCUCCCUUUGAUUCGGGGCCCAAAAACCGACAAUUGCCGGGACGGAGGGCGAACGGAGCCUCGAACCUCGCUGGUUCGGGGUUCGGGUUCGAGGAACCGUCCACACUUGCGUUUUUGUUACAAGAAUCGGUUACAAUACAAGGUUCGGUUCGCACGUGUGUACCCACCUUAAAUUAGGUGUUGUUUACAUGUUUGCCGCUUUUUCAAACGAGAGCAUCUUAUGUUGAGGAGCUUGCGUACAUCAAUGUUAUAACCACGGGAAUCCUCAACAACACAAGUAUCGCCGCAGUGGACUCAUGGUUCGUCAAAAUCAAGGUCUAAAGAAUACCUUGGUCAAAAUAACAUUGUUUGUGCGCGUCUUCGGCUGGGUUGGCGACCAGUUUGGCAGGUGGCUGAGCAAGAUGGAGUUCCUCACUUCUCCUCCUGUAGGUUAUGUGACGCACCCAACGCCAACACCCUGGAACACUAUUGCCUGGAAUGUCCACUUGUUAGUGACAUAUUACCCCCAAAGACUCACAGUAGUUGAUAUAUGUAAAAAAUUAUUGACAGAUAAUAAUUUGCUCGAUGAGAUCCUCAUGCGCCAUCCUCACUUUGGUGGAUACUGAAUAAUCAGCUGUUAUGUAAUACUAAUUAAAGAUAGGUACAACCUACCUACGAAAUCAAACUAAAUUUAAUUUGCAUUCCAUAUGAAUUCAUUUGUAUAACCUUUAAUAUAUAGAUAUGAUCAAUAUUAUUUUAAUAUGUACUAAAUAUGUCUAUACUUUAUUUUGUAUUCCUUUGUGUAACCCUCAUUAUGUGCUGUAGAUGUAAACAAUACUAUUUUGAUAUGUGCUUAAAUAUCUGUAUAUACUUUAUUUUUUUAUUAUUAUUUUUUCUUUAGGCAUAACUUAACAGUGAAGAUGUAAACAAUAUUACUGUAUUACCAUGUACUCAAAUGUCUGACGCCAAUGGGCGCAAUAAAUUGAUUAAAACAAUAAAACAACCACGGGAAUAAUUGCAGUUAGAGGAAGACAACGCAUGUCAACAGGAUCUCAGCUCUGCAGUUACAGCAGCGUCUUUUGGGAAGAGACUGAAACUGUCAGCUUUGGCCAAGACCUAGACGCACAUAUUUCAUGAGCAUUUUUGUGUGAAUAAAUGAAGGAAUCCUAAGGCAAUUUCCUCUCUUUGACAACAAAAAUACUUCUUCGUUUUGUGAAUGUAACUGGGAAGUUGAAUUUCUAAUCCCCCGAAGACUUAAGUGUAAUUUGUAGCAACGCUUUCCUCUCGUAUUUUUUUCUUCAGUG